GCGAGGGCCAGGUACGGGGCCCGCCCCGCGGCGCCUGGAGCAGUGCGGGUUGACUGCCCGGCUGAGUGGAGCAGACCCACUGUGCGGUUGUGGCCUGCGCGAGGCAGAAGGUGUGCGUGGUUCCGGAAGGGGAGGCUGUCCUGAAGACACUGUCAACAGGCCCACCUGUGCCCUCGUGCCCUGGCCGCCUAAAGAGUCCCUGGGCACUGGCCACUGGGACCCAAGGACUCUGACCACAUGCCCUGCUCCAGCCUCUGAGGCUGCACCUCCUCAUUAGCACUGAUGCACUGACUGUGGGGACAGCUGGGAGGGUCCAGGUUGGGCCAUGCCUGCUCCCAGGCCCCCCCAGGCUCCUGAGGCCUGGAAGGUGAACUGAGGGAUUUCAGGGGCUCCUGGCUGAUUGGAUCUGCCUGCCCUCCCUUCCCCCUCAGCAAGGUGCCAGGAAGCUGGAACUUUGUUAUCUGGGUAAUUAGCUUCAGACCCUGGACUGAGGCCAGCCAGGUCCUGCACACUGUGCACCCUGACCCCAAGAGGGAGGCAAAGCUGCCCACACAGAGGCCCUGCCUGUUUAGCAGCUCUAGGCCAGGCCUGCCUAGGGAGCGGGCUGUGGGUACCUUGCCACGUUGCCCUCACUGCCUGUGGUUCGUGCCCCAUAGGGUGGCCUGGGCACCGUGUGGGUCCUCCUGACCCAACUGUGCCAGGACAAAGGGCACUGAGCCCUGGGAAGGGGAUGCACCCAAGGUUGCCAGUCCAGCCAGCUGCCCCACCCCUCAGGCCCGGCCUGGCACCCGAGCCCCCCGCUCUGGUGCCCCGAGCAGCCCUGCAGGCUGGUAGCAUCCACCAUGGCCGAACACCUGGAGCUACUGGCAGAGAUGCCCCUGGUGUGCAGGAUGAACACGCAGGAGCGGCUGAAGCAUGCCCAGAAGCGGCGUGCCCAGCAGGUGAAGAUGUGGGCCCAGGCCGAGAAGGAGGCCCAGGGUAAGAAGGUCCAUGGGGAGCGGCCGCGUAAGGAGGCAGCCGGCCGAGGGCCCCAGAAGCAGGUUCUCUUUCCACCCAGCAUUGCCUUGCUGGAGGCUGCUUCCCGCAAUGACCUGGAGGAAGUCCGCCAGUUCCUCGGGAGCGGGGUCAGCCCUGACCUGGCCAAUGAGGACGGCCUAACGGCGCUGCACCAGUGUUGUAUUGAUGACUUCCGAGAGAUGGUGCAGCAGCUCCUGGAGGCUGGAGCCAACGUCAAUGCCUGUGACAGUGAGUGCUGGACGCCUCUGCAUGCUGCAGCCACCUGUGGCCACCUGCAUCUGGUAGAGCUGCUCAUUUCCCGUGGCGCCAAUCUUCUGGCGGUCAACACUGAUGGGAACAUGCCCUAUGACCUGUGUGAAGAUGAGCAGACACUGGAUUGCCUGGAGACCGCCAUGGCCAACCGCGGCAUCACCCAGGACAGCAUCGAGGGGGCCCGGGCUGUGCCAGAGCUGUGCAUGCUGGAGGACAUCCGGGGUCUGCUACGGGCUGGGGCAGACCUCGAUGCCCCCCUGGACCACGGGGCCACACUGCUGCACAUUGCUGCUGCCAACGGGUUCAGCGAGGCUGCUGCCCUGCUGCUGGAGCACCAAGCCAGCCUGAGCGCCAAGGACCAGGAUGGCUGGGAGCCACUACACGCAGCAGCCUACUGGGGCCAGGUGCACCUGGUGGAGCUGCUCGUGGCACAUGGGGCCAACUUGAACGGAAAGUCCCUGAUGGACGAGACGCCUCUUGAUCUGUGUGGGGACGAGGAGGUGCGGGCCAAGUUGCUGGAGCUGAAGCACAAGCACGAUGUGCUCUUACGCGCCCAGGGCCACCAGCACUCCCUGUUGCGCCGCCGCACCUCCAGCGCAGGCAGCAGAGGGAAGGUGGUGAGGCGGGUGAGCCUAACCCAGCGCACCAACCUGUACCGCAAGGAGCAUGCCCAGGAGGCCAUCGUGUGGCAACAGCCACCACCCCUUAGCCCAGAGCCUCCCGAGGAUGACGAGGACGGCCAGACAGAUGCUGAACUUGGGCCGCCGCCCAUCGAGGAGGACAGCCCUGAGGCGGCCAGGCCACACAAUGGUCGAGUAGCGGGUCCCCCGGGCCGGCACCUGUACUCUAAGCGACUGGACCGGUGUGUCUCCUAUCAGCUGAGCCCCCUGGAGAGCACUGCCCCCCACACCCUUGUCCGAGACAAGGCCCACCACACCCUGGCAGAGCUCAAGCGCCAGCGAGCUGCUGCCAAACUGCAGAGACCUGCCCCUGAGGGGCCUGAGGCCCCUGAGUCUGUUCUGCCUGCUGAUACCGGGAGCCCUCAGCCUGAUUGUGGCUUUGGGGCGGCAGUGGAUCCACCCUUGCUCAAGCUCACAGCCCCAUCAGAGGAGGCUCCGGUGGAGAAGAGGCCAUGCUGCCUGCUCAUGUGAGAGGCUGUCGGCCUCAGGGGGCAUGGCCCCUGCCCUGCAGGCCUCCACCCCACAAUGUGCCCUG
Messenger RNA from Propithecus coquereli (Coquerel's sifaka), 2484 nucleotides. RefSeq names its product protein phosphatase 1, regulatory subunit 16A (gene PPP1R16A). Gene Ontology annotation, cellular component: cytoplasm. Bases 843 to 2420 code for a protein of 525 amino acids. Lineage: Eukaryota; Metazoa; Chordata; Mammalia; Primates; Indriidae. The transcript has 11 exons. The record is from RefSeq and is a predicted model, not a curated record. Gene Ontology annotation, molecular function: enzyme inhibitor activity; protein binding; protein phosphatase regulator activity.